AUGAUCUACGUACCGUUCCUCCAUGUACCGUUCCUCCAUGUGGCCUGCUUGGCCUGCUUGGCCUGCUUCAGUCUUGCAGAGCGCACUGAGCGCACAGCAAAGUUCAGCCUCCUGCAGCACACUCUGAAGCUGGAAGACAGGGACACCGGCGACUCAACUCAUUCCUUGUUCGUGAAGUUCCACAAGGUGGCCGGCAGCACGUGGCGAGCCUACGUUGACACCAUCUCUCACGAAGGGAAUUCUUGUAGCAAGGACUGUGGGGACCCAGUUUGGGACUGCGAGCAACGGUACCCCCAUGAGCUGGCGACGUUUGAGUGGUGUUGCCAACAAAGUGGGAAGAAUGACUCUUGCCCUGGCAUUGCGCACAGCUGCACCUUCCACACGGGCAUGGCUGUGAUGCGCCAGGCGGUUUCGGGUCAGAACAUAACCACCUUGACAUCGGACAUGGCCGACGUGCAGAACCUGUGGCCGGCUACGGAACGCUUAAAGCUACUUUGGAAAGUGGAGUGGGCCCGUUCUUGGUUGCCCUCAGACUUGCAUCACAAGCGCUUACUCGUGACGACGAUCCUCCGGGAGCCCAUCGAGAGGCUUCGUUCUUUUUACUACUUCGGCGGGAACGGCUUCUUCACGAAUUUCAGCGCUGAUCUCGGGAACCUGGCGGCUUCACAUCAGGGUUUCAAGUCCUGGUUGGAGUUCCGCAGGGACUUCGUCACCGGCAACUGGUCGUAUGAGCAGUUUCAACAACAGGCUUCAAAUCGGGAUGCUGGAUCCACCUCCAUGUCCAUCGUCUUGCGCUCGUGCUGUGAGUACGAGACUUGGCUAGGGGAUGGCUCGGUCGAAAAGGCGAAGCUCACUCUUGCUACGCAGUUCGACCUAGUUGGCAUCACCGAGAGGCUAGACGAAAGCUUGGUGAGCCUUGGCAUGGUCUACGGCCUGACACCUCAGCAGCUAGCUGCCAUGUUCCGAAGAAGUGUGCCAGAGAUUUUCGAUAACGGUGACAACAAGCUCGACUGGACCGAAGAGGAGCGGGCCUUGGCCACGGUCGUCGCAGAGAAGAGCACGGCCAUUUACAAGUUUGCGCAGGAGGUCUUCCAACGUCGGGCCCCCGCACUCUUCGGCAGCGAGGAGAACAUGCAGGCUGCUGUGGAAACCUUCAAGAAGCUCAACCCCGACAGCUAA
Molecule: messenger RNA, 1179 nt
Organism: Symbiodinium natans
Lineage: Eukaryota; Dinophyceae; Suessiales; Symbiodiniaceae
Source: the annotation of a GenBank genome assembly